UGGUGAUGCUGGUGAACGGUUGGGUAAUUGCGAGUGGUUCGCCUGUUGCGAUGUUGCAGCACGCCACCUCCUCGCAAAGCAUUGUUUUUCACCCGUUGCAGGCGGCACCAAUCGCUCCGAUCACAACCCCAGUACCAGUGGUUCCAAGCAGCAGUGCCAGUCAUGCAAAGUACGAAUACAAGUAUGAGGUGUCGGACCACCAGACUGGUGAUAGGAAGAGUCAUUGGGAAAGCCGCGACGGGGACAAAGUAAGAGGUGUUUACACUCUGUAUGAACCAGACGGCGCUCUCCGGACUGUGGAGUAUACUGCCGACGCUUUGCAUGGGUUCAAUGCAGUGGUGAAAAGGAGUGAACCGAAUCAGCACUCUCAUCUAGGUGCUGGGUACAAACACGAUUCUCCAGCCACUAGUAGCUACACCUCUUACGCUGAUCCCAGUCCAGGGUACACCUCAGAUAGAGGCGUAUUUCCAGGACAAAGUAGUGCUGCAAGACGUCCAGGGAAAGCCAGCGGUCACAACUCUGGAGUUGACUUUAGCGUAGUACAUGGACAUAACCCAGACAAAUCUUAUUGAUUGUACGAAAACCAACCAUAAUGUAAUGAAAAUAAAGUCUUUUUCUGAGAAAUGGUUUAGAAAUAAGGUUGAUAAAAUUAAAGAUGAUAUUUUUGU
Helicoverpa zea (corn earworm) is the source of this 668-nucleotide messenger RNA. Its product is annotated as cuticle protein 7-like. The transcript is spliced from 4 exons. Lineage: Eukaryota; Metazoa; Arthropoda; Insecta; Lepidoptera; Noctuidae. The record is from RefSeq and is a predicted model, not a curated record. Gene Ontology annotation, cellular component: extracellular matrix. The coding region runs from base 6 to 572 and encodes 188 amino acids.